AUUACGUCGACUUUUUCCGUACGAUCAACAUAAAUCUUAUAGGCACCGUUUGGACGGCAAAGUAUUUCGUACCUCUCCUCGCCACCAAGAAGGACGGCCCGCAGGCAUUCGUUGGCAUAACAUCCCCCGCGUCGCAAUUUCUGCCCUAACACCCAUGUCAUUCAACCUCUCGAAGUACGCACUGAACACACUGUGCGAAAGUAUUAGCGUAUACUAUCAUGAGAAGGCUGGCGUAUGCUGUUAUGCUUUGGGUCCAGGCGACGUAACGACUCCAGGGAGUGAGAACCAUCCUGGAGAAAUUUGGAAACAAACCUUAACAGAUGAUCCCGGAAUUUGUGGUGGGUUUUGCGUCUGGCUAACGUCAGAACGUCGAGAUUGGUUGUCCGGUCGGUAUGUGAUUGCCAGUUGGGAUGUAGAAAAACUCGAGGCAAACAAAGACGAUAUUAUAAUAGAGGAUAAUCUGAAGUUUAGGAUGGUUGUCUGACGGGUUAGGCCAGUAAAUUGGGCUUAGUUGUCUUAAGGAAGGCAAUGUUAGAAUAGAGCCGGUUUCCAUGGACGCCUAGCGUGUUCGUUAUGCCCUAAUAGGUCUCACACCUCCCAGUACUUCUGCAAAUUUACCAGAAUGUCU
Hyaloscypha bicolor E is the source of this 628-nucleotide messenger RNA. RefSeq lists its product as uncharacterized. The coding region runs from base 155 to 484 and encodes 109 amino acids. NCBI's taxonomy places the organism in Eukaryota, Fungi, Ascomycota, Leotiomycetes, Helotiales, Hyaloscyphaceae. The record is from RefSeq and is a predicted model, not a curated record. The transcript has 2 exons.